This is a messenger RNA of Jatropha curcas, 1307 nucleotides long. RefSeq lists its product as uncharacterized. The record is from RefSeq and is a predicted model, not a curated record. Lineage: Eukaryota; Viridiplantae; Streptophyta; Magnoliopsida; Malpighiales; Euphorbiaceae.
AAAAAAAAAAACGCACCUUUCUCCUAAAGAACAACAGAACAAAACUUUUCAGUGAGCUGAAGCAGAGGCCCCCAUUACAUUCUCUUCUCUUCUCUGCUGUCUCUGCAUUGUUUUUCCCUGUUAACAGAAGCCUCUGUCGACAUACGAAUACGGCUGGAUGGACAUAAAUGGGCGGUCCAUCUGACUCAUAGAAAGCAAUACAUUAAUAGUAGAGUUUGCCAAUGCUUCGAGAAGAAGGGUUUUGACUCGGAGAAAGAAAGUAAUCUGAACAUGGGGAAAGAAGGAGAAUUAUGGGAUGAUUCAGCUCUUAUCAAGGCUUUCGAUGAUGCCGUAUGCCAGUACAAGAAAAUGCAUGGAAAGAAAAGCAAAGAUACUUCCAUUGAUGCCUCUGCCAUUACCAAUCAAACUCAAGCUCAUGAGACAAGAGAUGCAGAUGAGAAGACCAAUGUUGCUAGCGAAUUAGGAGUUGAUGAAAAUCAUUGUGUAGAUUAUUCAUCAAGUAGCCAACAACAGGUUCAAGCAGUCACUGAGUCUGACUAUAACCAGUUACUUGCUGAGUACUAUGAUGUGGAGGAGAAGAGACAAAGGAUUCUCCAGCAACUUGGUUCUUAUGACUACCAACACUCUCAACAUAUGUCAAGCGUUGCGUGUUCAUGUUGUUGCCCCUAUGUUUCUCAUUGCUCCUUGGGUGGAACAUGUCCUUAUUAUUCCUCUGCUGUUGAGGGUCCCACAAAGCAUGCCCCUCCCAAUCUCAUAGAUGUCGACAUUGUCCAAACAGCAAUGGGAGCUGCAGAAAGAGCAAUAUCCUCUAUAAACACACUAGAGAAAGAGAAGGAAAAAGGGAAAGGCAGUGAGGAAAAAGUAGCACAAAGCACCAACUCUGAAACUGAUCUCAGUGUUGUUUUAAAUGCAUGGUACUCUGCUGGCUUCUACACUGGCAAGUAUCUGACAGAGCAAUCUAUUAUGAAGAAAUGAUAUUGGUAUAGGCGAUUUGUUGCACUUUAGAGAAGCUGCAUGUUGGGAUUUUCACUGCAGGACCAAGUUUUGGCAAUUCAUUCAAAAUUACACUUUGGAGAAGCUGCAUGUGAGGUUUUUAACUUUGUAUGCAAGCAAAUGCUUUGUUAAACUUUGUUAAACUUGGCAAUCAUAGAGUCUGUGUUCGCCAAAAUUAGCUAUUUUAUCUCUUGUUUGAAAUAAAUGAAUUACAUAAAAUUUUGUGGAAUUAAUUUAGAAAUCCAUAUUUUUGUGUUUGGAAUGAAAAAAAAUGUAAAUUUCAAUUCUAUAGAAUUGAACAUAAUUACACUAAA